This is a messenger RNA of Maudiozyma barnettii, 384 nucleotides long. RefSeq lists its product as uncharacterized. The transcript has a single exon. NCBI's taxonomy places the organism in Eukaryota, Fungi, Ascomycota, Saccharomycetes, Saccharomycetales, Saccharomycetaceae. The record is from RefSeq and is a predicted model, not a curated record. The coding region runs from base 1 to 384 and encodes 127 amino acids.
AUGACCAAAUCAGAUAUCUCCACAACUACUGACAAAUAUGAAGCAUACUUCAUACCUGCUAACGUAAAUAAAUCAUUUAAAACACGUGAGUUCGAGAAUAACUUCAGUCACGAUGAAAAUAUCACGUUCGCUGAUCAACAGCUCACUGCUAAUUAUGUAACGGGCAAAAAACUUUUGAGCCAAAGUCUAAUACCGCCUAAUUCCAAGUUGACAGCUUGUGUAACACAACAACAAAAUAGUGAGACUGCAUCUAAUAGUAUUAAACCAAUCAAGAUGAUCAGCAAAUUACAUCUUGCUGAAAGAGAAGGAAAUGAAUUUGUUCUAAUUGAUGAAAUAAACAAAUUUAAAGAAUUCCUUGAUAUUAACAGCAUCAUACAUACUUAA